Molecule: messenger RNA, 1789 nt
Organism: Aricia agestis (brown argus)
Lineage: Eukaryota; Metazoa; Arthropoda; Insecta; Lepidoptera; Lycaenidae
Gene: Catl-like
Product: cysteine proteinase 3-like
Exons: 14
Coding region: 7-1617 (536 amino acids)
Cellular component (GO): lysosome
Molecular function (GO): cysteine-type endopeptidase activity
Source: RefSeq, a predicted model, not a curated record
ACCACCAUGCUCUCGCUACAGUACAUUGUUGUACUUUUGCAAGUAUAUUGUGUAUUUUGUGAAGACUUACCAAAAUGGCAGGAGAAAUACCAUUAUGAGGCGACCAAAACCCAUUUGACAUCUGGAGUAAUAGAAAAAAUAAACUAUUGGCGUACAAAUGACUCAUAUAGAAAAGAUACAUACGAUGGAGCCGCGAAAAUCAUCUUCAAGGAACGGGAACACGUUGACGGAAUAUUGUACGAAAUACAUCCACAAACGAACGGCUCCUACACCAACAAACUCUUCUGUGCUAUGGGCAAAAACAGCAAGUAUCAUGAGGAAAAGGUGAAGGACGAACUAUUACCCGAAAUAGAUGAUACGUAUACACAUAUAGGUUACGACACUUUGGAAAUUGGUGACGUGAAAGUAUUUAAAUCUGUAGAUGAAGACUACGGCAAAACAGUGACCACUGUGUGGGCGAAAUACGAGAACACCAGUUGGUACCCCGCAAGGGUAGAAAUAAUAAAAUUUGGUGAAUUUCGCGAGAACCUUUUGAAGCACAUCGUGAUUGACAUCAUCAACUACAAUACAAACUUCAGCGACGUCGUCUUCGAUACUAAAAAAUAUAAUUGCACUGAAGCACAUGGUCGAAAAUAUUUGGUAGGAUAUAAUGAGGAAAUAAAUGUUGAUGUUGAAGAAAACCUGUUUGCCUGGUUUUUAACAAAACAGAAACCACAAUAUGAAGAUCUUGAUGAAAAGGAGAUGAGAAGACAAAUAUUCAAAGAGAACAUGAGACGUAUAACAGCUCACAACAAUCGGAAAUCCACCUACAGACUUGGUGUAAACAAGUUCAUAGACCGGACUCCCAGUGAAAUGGACAAAUUGCUAAGUCUCAUCCCUUCUUCGACCCAUGACCACAUCGGCACUAUACCAUUUCCUCACGAAUUACAUGCGUUAGAAAAAAUGAAAUUUCCAAAGCAAUACGACUUGCGUUUGAAAGGUUGGAUCACUCCCGUGCAAGAUCAACUGGAAUGCAAAGCUGGCUGGGCGAUAAGCGCGGCGGGCGCGGUGGCGGCGGUGCUCGCUGCCAAAACCGAAGGCCCAUUGCCGCGUCUGAGCAGCCAGGCUAUAAUAGAUUGUGCUUGGGGGUACAAAGGGCAAGGGUGUAAGGGUGGGAACGACACGUCGGCAUACCAGUGGAUUAUGGCGAAGGGCGCACCGCUUGAUAUAAUUUAUGGACCAUACGCUAACCAGAACGGUUUCUGCGCUACAAAAAAACUGAAUAAGGGCUUCAAAAUACAGGGGUUCACAGUCAUACCUCCGCGAAGCGUCGAAGGAAUAAAAUAUGCACUGAUAAACCACGGCCCGGUGACCACGGCUAUGCACACUCCGUACGAUCUCAUAAUCUACACCGGUGGAAUAUUCUACUCCACUGACUGUGACGAUCUCUCGCGUCGCGGUGGCUUGGAGCUGGAUCAUCUGGUGACGAUAGUCGGGUACGGCAGACACCUGGGUGAGGAGUACUGGAUAAUCAAGAACUCGUGGGGCAAGGACUGGGGGGUGGACGGAUACUUCUUCAUGUCCAUGAGAAACAACAACUGUGGAAUCACCGAUAGGCCCGUAUACCCAGUCGCUUAAAACGGGACAAAGGUGGCGCAAAGGUGCGGCAGCCCCAUCAUCACAAUAUUAAUAUAUUCUAGUUAUAAUUAGAUAUUAUAAUAUUAAAUAACGAACAUUAACAUAGCUUCCUUUUACUGUUUUUGCUUAUUACUAAAACUUAAGUUCUAUUUUAAUAAAUACUUGUGCAACG